AUGGCCGGACCCCUGGCUCCAGACUUUGCUUUCUCGCCCCCACCAGGUGGGGGUGAUGGGUCGGGAGGGCUGGAGCCGGGCUGGGUGGACCCCCGAACCUGGCUCAGCUUCCAAGGGCCUCCCGGUGUGCCCGGGGUCGGGCCCGGCGUUGCCCCAGGCUCCGAGGUGCUGGGGAUCUCGCCGUGCCCCCCGCCAUAUGAGUUCUGCGGAGCGAUGGCGUACUGCGGCCCUCAGGUGGGGCUGGGCCUAGUGCCCCAAGUUGGCGUGGAGCCUUCGCAGCCUGAGGGCCCGGCCGGAGCGGGAUCGGAGAGCAGCCCGGAGGGGGCCUCGCCUGGGUCCUGCCCUGUCCGCCCCGGGGCCGUGAAGGUGGAGAAGGUGGAGCCGAGUCCCGAGGAGUCCCAGGACAUGAAAGCCCUGCAGAAGGAACUAGAAGAGUUCGCCAAGCUGCUGAAGCAGAAGAGAAUCACCCUGGGGUACACCCAGGCCGACGUGGGGCUCACCCUGGGCUUUCUCUUUGGAAAGGUGUUCAGCCAGACCACCAUCUGCCGCUUUGAGGCCCUGCAGCUCAGCUUCAAGAACAUGUGUAAGCUACGGCCCAUGCUGGAGAAGUGGGUGGAGGAAGCCGACAGCAAUGAGAACCUUCAGGAGCUUUGCAAAGCGGAGACCCUGGUGCAGGCCCGCAAGAGGAAGCGGACGAGCAUUGAGAACCGCGUGAGGGGAAACCUGGAGAGCAUGUUUCUGCAGUGCCCGAAGCCCACCCUGCAGCAGAUUAGCAUCAUCGCCAAGCAGCUGGGGCUGGAGAAGGACGUGGUGCGCGUGUGGUUCUGCAACCGGCGCCAGAAGGGCAAACGAUCGAGCAUUGACUAUUCCCAACGGGAAGAGUAUGAGGCGGCGGGGUCUCCUUUUCCGGGAGGGCCUGUAUCCUUUCCUCUGCCCCCAGGGCCCCAUUUUGGCGCCCCAGGCUAUGGGAGCCCCCAUUUCACCACGCUCUACUCUUCCGUCCCGUUUCCUGAGGGCGAAGCCUUUCCCAAUAUUCCUGUCACUGCUCUGGGCUCUCCCAUGCAUUCAAGCUGA
Molecule: messenger RNA, 1074 nt
Organism: Psammomys obesus (fat sand rat)
Lineage: Eukaryota; Metazoa; Chordata; Mammalia; Rodentia; Muridae
Gene: Pou5f1
Product: POU class 5 homeobox 1
Exons: 5
Coding region: 1-1074 (357 amino acids)
Biological process (GO): regulation of transcription by RNA polymerase II
Molecular function (GO): DNA-binding transcription factor activity, RNA polymerase II-specific; RNA polymerase II cis-regulatory region sequence-specific DNA binding
Source: RefSeq, a predicted model, not a curated record